Molecule: messenger RNA, 1086 nt
Organism: Closterium sp. NIES-65
Lineage: Eukaryota; Viridiplantae; Streptophyta; Zygnematophyceae; Desmidiales; Closteriaceae
Source: the annotation of a GenBank genome assembly
AUGCACUGCGCCCUAUGCUCUGCGCCCUAUGCUCUGCGCCCUAUGCACUGCGCCCUAUGCUCUGCGCCCUAUGCUCUGCGCCCUAUGCUCUGCGCCCUAUGCUCUGCGCCCUAUGCUCUGCGCACUGUGCUCUGCGCACUGUGCUCUGCGCACUGUGCUCUGCGCACUGUACUCUGGGCACUGUGCUCUGCGCACUGUGCUCUGGGCACUGUGCUCUGCGCACUGUGCUCUGGGCACUGUGCUCUGGGCACUGUGCUCUGCGCACUGUGCUCUGCGCACUGUGCUCUGCGCAUUGUGCUCUGCGGACUGUGCUCUGCGCACUGUGCUCUGCGCACUGUGCUCUGCGCACUGUGCUCUGCGCACUGUGCUCUGGGCACUGUGCUCUGCGCACUGUGCUCUGCGCACUGUGCUCUGGGCACUGUGCUCUGCGCACUGUGCUCUGCGCACUGUGCUCUGGGCACUGUGCUCUGCGCACUGUGCUCUGCGCACUGUGCUCUGCGCACUGUGCUCUGCGCACUGUGCUCUGCGCACUGUGCUCUGCGCACUGUGCUCUGGGCACUGUGCUCUGCGCACUGUGCUCUGCGCACUGUGCUCUGGGCACUGUGCUCUGCGCACUGUGCUCUGCGCACUGUGCUCUGCGCACUCCUCCACCCGCCCCCGCCCUUUCCAACCCCUACCCCUCAUGGUUGUCCUCUUCCUCCCUUUCCCCCACCCGUUUUUUUCCUCCCGCAUGAGGCAGGGAGGGAGGGCAGGAAAAAGGAAUUCGAGGGGGGAGUGUUGUCCACUGCUGCAUGUCUCAACCCCUCAUGUGUGUCUCACCCCUCCCCCUCUCCCCCUCCUCAUUCCUUUCUCUCUGACGGCCGCGCCCUUCCCAUGUUUCUCCUCUCCCCCUCUUUGCUCUGUUUCUCGUCUCUUCCUAACCACUUUUCCCUGCUCCCCCCACCUGCCUACCUGAUUUCCAUAUCUUCCCUCUCCCCUUUCCCCUCACCUCCAACCCCUUACGUGCUCCUCCUGCCACCUCAGCUGACAUGCUUCCCCUUUCCCUUCCCCCUCUUCCCCCUCCUCUUCCCUAUCUCCCCUGUUUGA